Messenger RNA from Vombatus ursinus (common wombat), 1644 nucleotides. It is a transcript of the gene FBXL13, whose product is annotated as F-box and leucine rich repeat protein 13. Gene Ontology annotation, biological process: SCF-dependent proteasomal ubiquitin-dependent protein catabolic process. Gene Ontology annotation, cellular component: SCF ubiquitin ligase complex. NCBI's taxonomy places the organism in Eukaryota, Metazoa, Chordata, Mammalia, Diprotodontia, Vombatidae. The record is from RefSeq and is a predicted model, not a curated record. Gene Ontology annotation, molecular function: protein binding.
AUGCAUUGUCACAUCCAACUAUCAAUCAAUUUUUCUUUAGUGUGUAGUAUAGUCAAUGACAGAUAUAUAAGACAAAUAUUACAAAGAUGGCGACCUAAUAUGUUACGUCUGGAUUUCCAUGGAUGUUCUUCCCUUCAGUGGCCUUCCUUUAAAUUCAUCAGUCAGUGCAAAAAUUUGCAAUAACUAAAUGUCUCUGAAUAUGAAGGAUUAAAUGAUGAAGUAAUGAGAUAUGUGUCAGAAGGCUGCCCAGCUCUUAUUCUUUUGAAUGUAGCUCACACAGAGAUUAGUAAUAGAACACUAAGACUGCUAUCAAGAUGUUUCCCCAGCUUACAGAAACUUAGUUUGGCUUAUUGCAGGAAAUUCACAGAGAAAGGUUUACAGUACCUGAGUUUAGGCAAAGGAUGCCACAAGAUCACCGAUUUGGACCUUUCAGGUUGUACUCAGAUUUCAGUUCAAGGCUUCAGGGAUAUUGCAAGCAGCUGCAGUGGAAUAAAGCACUUGGUCAUCAAUGAUAUGCCAAUUCUGACGGAUAGUUGUAUAAAAGUUUUAGCUGAAAAGUGCAAAAACAUUACAUCUGUAGUAUUCAUUGGUUUACCACAUCUCUCUGAUACUACUUUUAAAUAUCUUACUGACUGCUCACUUAGCAAGGUUCGAGUUGAAGGGAAUAAUCGCAUAACUGAAACUUUCAAACUUAUGGAUAAAUGUUAUGAAGAUCUCUGCCAUAUUUACACGACUGAUUGUGAGAGGAUUACUGAUGACAGUCUUAAGUCGAUUGCUAAUUUGAAGAAUCUUGUUGUAUUGAAUUUAACCAAUUGUAUAAGAAUUGGUGAUGUUGGCCUAAGGAGCUUCCUUGUUGGACCUUCAAGCUCAAAGCUUAGAGAACUGAAUUUAACUAACUGUGCCCAAAUAAGUGAUCUUGCCCUUGCACAAAUGGGAGAAAGGUGUCGUAGUCUUACCUACUUGAAUUUAUGUAAUUGUACACAGUUGACUGAUUGUGGGAUUGAGUUCAUUACACAGCUUCCCAACUUGAUUUCAAUUGAUCUUUCUGUAACAGCCAUCACUGCUGAGGCUUUGAUAUCACUCUCCAGUCAUAAAAAGUUAAAAAAACUUACUAUUUCUGAGUGUGAAUUUAUCACAGAUUCAGGGAUUAAGGAAUUCUGUCAGUCGAUGCCAAUUUUGGAACAUUUAGAUGUCUCUUACUGCCCCAAGCUUUGUGGAGAAAUUUUGAAAGCGCUGUCUGCUAAGUGUUUUAGGCUUACAUCACUCAACAUUGCUGGCUGUCCAAAGAUGAAUGACUUGGCCAUAAGGAUUUUGAGCAAGAAAUGCCAUUAUCUUCACUUCUUGGAUGUCUCUGGAUGUGUAUACCUUACUGACAAAGCCAUUGAAUACCUUCUGGAAGGCUGCAAGCAGCUUUGUGUCUUGAAGAUGCGGUAUUGCAGGAGGAUUUCCAAGGUGGCACAUUUCCGAAUUUCAUCUCAAGUUAAAUAUUGUGAAUACAGUAUUGAGGACCCUCCCAUUUGGUUUGGCUAUGAUUGCAAAGGGACCAUCUUCCAUGACAGAAUGAGAGUUAAAGUCUUGCAUAGAAGGAGAAGAAAAUCAUUAUUGGACGGUCCAGAAAGUAUAGAAAAUACAGCCAAGAAUUAA